This is a messenger RNA of Sycon ciliatum, 4107 nucleotides long. RefSeq lists its product as uncharacterized. The transcript is spliced from 2 exons. The record is from RefSeq and is a predicted model, not a curated record. Lineage: Eukaryota; Metazoa; Porifera; Calcarea; Leucosolenida; Sycettidae. Gene Ontology annotation, molecular function: nucleic acid binding. Bases 1 to 2865 code for a protein of 954 amino acids.
AUGCCUGGACGUGGACGAUCCUCCACCCCAAGAGGCCGGAGCAGGUCCUCCAGGGGAGGUAGUUUGCCUGCCUCAGCAAGCAGACCUGAAGUAAGCAGCUCCGACAGUGGAGCCGAACCGAACGCCCAACUGCAGGAGCAGCAGUUGAGGAUCGGCGCCCUAGAAUCGGCGCUGGCCAAGGAACGGUCAAGCCGCCGUCGUCGUCGGUCCCCAUCGUCGUCGGCAUCAUCCUCAUCAUCAUCCUCAUCUUCCCCCUGUUCGUCUCCGUCGUCAUCCCCGUCUUCAUCGUCAUCUCCCGAGUCUCGCCGUCGUCGCAAAAAAUCAAAAAAGGCCAAAAACUCGAGAAGUCGUUCCGCGUGUCCCCAGUCAACCUCGUCGAGGUGGUGGAAGAACCCCUCGUACGAGAGACAGUACGAGACAAACGCUGCUGUGCUGGAAGAGCUCGGCGAAGUGCGUGCUGCUCUAGGGAAGAGGAAGGUGGACAGGGCAAGGCGAGCCACCAAGCAAGGUGAGAACUUGUUGCGGGAUAGGCAAGAGUGGCUGGUCAUUGCAGAUGCACACGGGCACGAGGCAGCCAAAACGUUUGCAGAGGGUGGCGAGAUGCUGGGGAUUGUCGGGUGCCCGCAGAAAAGGAAAAGGCUAAUGGCAGCCAUCCAAUCCCCCCCUGCGCCAAAAGCCAAGCAGCCCUUUCUCCCCCGCACUGCGUCCCAGUCGGCCAAGGGGUGGGGUGCCCACAAUGCAAACUUGCAUGCCACCAUUGCGGCGAAACAGGCCACUACAUUCGCGUGUGUCCCCGCCGGCAAGCAGCUAGCCAGCCGCGAAAUGCCUGAACCCUGUGCAGCUGACGACUAUGAUAUGUCAUUUCAAAGCAAUGAAUUAGAUGCUGAAACCUAUUCUAUGUUGCAUAGCGUGGAUGGGGAGUUCGGAGGGGACCGGGACAGGGUGGUCAUUGGCAGUCUAAAGAAAAACGUGCAGUUCUGGGAAGAAAUCGGAGCACCAAAGUUAGUACUUGAAGUAAUCAAUAAUGGAUACACGCUGCCGUUUGUUAGAUUGCCAAGGCCCAGGUGGUCAGACAACCACAAAAGUACACAUGAGUUUCCAGAUUUUGUCGGGGAGGCCAUUUCAGAUAUGCGUUCUCGCGGUUGUAUUAAAGAGGUUAACAGAGACCAAGUGUCAGUGUGUAGCCCGUUGGGAGUGGUGGAUAAUGGGAAGAAGCUGAGGCUUAUUCUGGACCUAAGGUACCUCAACAAACACCUGGCUAAAUUCAAGUUCAAACUGGAAGAUUUGAAGGUGGUGGCAGAUGUAUAUGAGAAGAACGAUUUCUUGGUUACAUUCGACUUGAAGAGUGGCUACCACCACAUUGCUAUAGCAGAAAGCCACUGGAGGUAUCUUGGUUUCAGUUGGGUAACCCCCCAGGGAAAAGCAGCAUACUAUACGUUUUGCGUCUUGCCGUUUGGUUUGUCAACCGCCCCUUACAUUUUUACAAAGGUAACCAGGGUGCUAGUGCGUCGUUGGAGGGCAAUGGGUAUACGUUGCCAACUGUACAUGGACGAUGGGUCGGGAGGACAUGCUUCCAAAGCAGGUGCUCACAAGGUAGCAAAUCAAAUGAAGAAAGAUCUCCAAAACGCAGGAUUUGUAGCUAAUGAAAAGAAAUGCCGUUGGGAGCCCUCUCAGGUUGUAGAGAUGUUGGGUAUGGUGGUUGACCUACGCGUUGGAGCCAUCCGAGCCUCCGAAAAGCGUGUUAAAAAGCUUAAGUCGAUGCUCAGCACAAUGUCAGGUAGCAGGCAACCAUCAGCUAAGCUGGUAGCAAGGAUGACUGGAAUGAUAAUGUCCAUGUCGCUGGCCCUGGGCCAGAUUUGCAGGCUGAGGACUAGAGCAUUCUACCACAUGAUCCUAUUGAGGAAGUCAUGGGCAGCUCAAACAGUUUGGUCAAAGGAGGCAAUUGAUGACCUGAAGUUCUGGAAAGAAUCUUUUGACAAAUUGCAUGGCCAGCCUUUCUGGAAGAAGGACCCACGUGUUGUAGUUAUCUGUUGGUCAGAUGCCAGCGACACUGGCUGGGGAGGUUUCAUGGAGGGGAGGUUGGGUGUGCAUGUUGCGAAGGGUGAAUGGCCAGGUGAAAUCAAAGAAAAGAGACUAAGUUCUACUUGGCGUGAGCUUAGGGCUGUUAAGCUUGUUCUGGAGUCAUUGGCACCAAAGAUUGCUGGGAAGGCUUGCAUACAUCGCACAGACAACCAGGCAGCGGCACACAUUAUCGAAAACGGUAGCCGCAAAGAGCAUUUGCAAGAGGAAGCUAUGGCAAUACACAAAUUGUGCAGGCGUUUUAGCGUGAGGAUUAGGGCAGAAUGGGUACCUCGGGAAGAGAACGAGCUGGCUGAUUAUUAUUCGAAGGUUGUUGACCAAGACGAUUGGCAAUUGAACCCUGCAUUAUUCCGCGAAAUGGAGGGGAGAUGGGGCCCCUACAGCCUAGAUUGUUUUGCCAGUUUUAAGACUAAGCAGCUCAGUAAGUACUGCUCCCGGUGGUGGAACCCAGAGUGCUUUGCGAUUGAUGCGUUCACAGUGGAUUGGUCCAUUGAAAGGGUGUGGAUGGUUCCCCCUAUCUACCUUAUUUCACGUACAAUCGAUAUGCUGCUAGCAUGCAGAACCCAUGGCACUCUUGUUGUACCAGAGUGGCGGUCAGCCCCAUGGUGGCCAAAAUUGCAUGACGGAGCUGCGUGGUACGGAUUUGUGAAAGAGUGCGUGUGGUUGCCAAAGGAUGAGAAUACAUUCUUGCAGGGGUCAUGCCCAUGGAAUUUGUUUGGUUACGGCAUGCCGAAGUCCGAGAUCAUUGCUUUGAAAUUGUGCGCAGUUAGUGGCUGUGAUUGCUGACAGCAUACCUGGCGCGUGUUUGUAUGCGGGAGAGCCUGAGUAUGUCUGACGGUGCAUGAAAUGAGAGCUUGCGGAAGUUUGCCUCCAUGCUACAGGUGCGGUAGGGCAAGUGCUAUAGGCACACAUACAGCUAUAAGCUCCCCGGUUAACACGUACAGAUGUAUCAACUAGAAGUUGCACCCAGAGCACUAGCUUCGCAAAGAGUGGUGCAUACGGUCAUGCACGGAGUUGUGCUACAGGCAUACAUGGACACUACAGGUGUUAACCCGAGCAGCAGGCAUGAUAAGGGUGAAAGCUACAGGCUUACAAUUAUGACUCAAGGUGCUGCGGCAGAGCCAGCCGAGCGCGGACGCUACAAGCAAUCGAGCUAAGGGGGAGGAGGCAGUCAGUGGCGCAGAAGUGAUCAUGCUGUUCUCCGACUGUGUGCUACAGGCAAGUCAAGUCAACAGCCAGAACGCAUGUCUCGCUGCUUGGCAGUCUAUAUGCCGCCAGCUAUGCUUUGUGCUUCUUGGAGCAGCUGUUGCUGCGACCCUGCAGUUCUAUUGUUGUUGUUGUGGUGUGUACGAGAGAGUCGAAAAGAAAUGUCUCAUUUCUUGUUGGAUGAGAGCAACGAAGUAAACAAGAAAUGCUGUUCUUUUCGAAACGCGAGUGCACAGUCCAGAGUUCACGGACUGUGCUGGGAGUGUGGUACGCACUGGCUGCACAGUGCGGAGUUGCAGCAUGCACAUGAAGGUGCAUGCUGGUCUGAAGACAGUGUUCUUUUUGUUCUUGCACUGCUGCUGUACAGUUGCGAAUCCCACCCGCCCACCCAAUUGGAUAGCCAUUGCUAGAUAUGUAUGUGCAUAUGGAUUUAUUGGCUGAGUAAGCAGUAGUGCGUGUAUGUGGCGAGCAUGUUUCCGUGUGUGGGCCAAUUUCAGAUAAUUCUGUAUUAAGGUAGCACAUUGGCUUUUUUUUUUUAGACUGGCCCAUUUGGGGUUAUUCAGCAUCUCCACCAUUGUCGCUGGCGGCAAUUCCCAUUAAUCAGUGCACUAGGCCGUGGUGAACGCAUUUCGAUCGGAAGUUCAUGUAUCCAUUGUCCCAUGGCUUGGAUCGCUUGCUGUCUUGCGUUGUUUUCCUUUUGUUAUGCUAAAGUGAUGUGUACCAGGCUGCCAUGAUUAUGUUUAAAUGCUGUGUGCCUGUGGCAUAGUAAUAUUAAUACACAUGCGGUGCAAGAAUUGGAGCAGCUGUUGCUGCGACCCUGCA